AUGGAGCUGCAGCUAGACGCCCCGCCCGCAUUGCUGCCAUCCGUCAGGGACUGGUCGGAGCUGCCACUGGAUGCGCUUACUUUGGUCUUCAAGGGGCUCGACGCCGUCGACCUUCUCAUGGGCGCUGGCCUUGUGUGCCACUCGUGGCUGGAGGCGGCCAAGGCGCCUGAGCUCUGGCGCAAGGUGGACACGGGGCGCGGGCCGCGGGACAAGGAGAGCACACAGGUGAUGUGCGCAAUGGCGAAGGUGGCCGUCGACCGAUCCGACGGGAAGAUGGAGGUGUUUGUGGGGUCGAAUUUUGUUACCGAUGAGAUCCUCAAUUAUAUUGGAGCCAGGUCGCCCUCUCUGAAGGGGCUUGCCCUCUUAUCAUGCUACCAUGUAACCAGCCAAGGGUUCACCGAUCUGGUAAGCAAGUGCCCCCUGCUAGAAGACAUCGAGCUUUCGGGCUGUAUAGGUGUCAGCGGCGACGCAAUGGUAGCCACUGGCAGGGCAUGCCUGCGGCUGAAGCGGCUGGUGCUGGACAAAACUUGGAGGCGUAGGUGGGACAGGGGGGAGGUGGCAGGCAUCUCGAUGAUGCACGAGCUCCGGCACCUUAGCCUCUCACGCAGCGAUAUCACGAACGAGGAGCUCAUGGCCGUCGUCUACGCCUGCCCGUGCCUGGAGCAGCUCUCGGUGGCCGACUGCUACAACAUAGUCGCUGACAACGCCCUGCGAGCAAAGUGUGCCACUGUCAAGACGCUGGGGCUUCCGGCUUCACAGGAUCACCACUAUGAUUGGGAUGAGUUUUAUGCUUAUGGGUUUGGGACCGCUUCCUACCAUGGCGAUAUCGGCUAUGGCUGGAUGUCCAACGAUCGCUACGCUUCGAAUGGGCCUUACGAUUAUGAGUUUGGGACCGCUUCCUAUGACCAUGAUAUCGACUACGGUUGGAUGCCGGAUGACUAA
Messenger RNA from Triticum aestivum (bread wheat), 942 nucleotides. RefSeq names its product F-box protein SKIP19-like. Gene Ontology annotation, molecular function: protein binding. The record is from RefSeq and is a predicted model, not a curated record. Lineage: Eukaryota; Viridiplantae; Streptophyta; Magnoliopsida; Poales; Poaceae. Bases 1 to 942 code for a protein of 313 amino acids. The transcript has 3 exons.